UUUGUUGUAUGGGGGAGAAAAAAUAUCCGCCCUUUUCCCUAGGAUCUCCCAGAAUUCUUUCGAUAUCUCUCUUCUUACAAUGUAUUUUGAAGAGAAAUACCGCCCCUGUAGAGGUUUUAGUGUACUCUGGAGACGUUUUGUUGGAAUGAUUCCGCCUCUUUGCUGUGGGGAAUCUUAUCGAUUAUUUUGUUUUUCCUGAGGGUGGUUUUUUUUUGCUCCUCUUUGGAAUAACAUCCGCAGUAGUUGUGGUGUAUUAUGGUUUAAACUGAUGGAAAGUAGCAGGGAGGGAUGUGUUGCUAUCCGUCGAUUGUUCAAAAAUGCGUCUAGCUUUAAAAAAGCGUCAGCCAACGUCUUGUAACCGCGUAAGGUCUUACGGCAUAGAAUCGAUUCGAUCAAUAGUUUCUUUCCAUCUCCAGCAGCAGCACACACACAGCUCGACCGUAACAAUAACGAUGCUGCUGCUCUCCAUCCCAUGUAGUACUCGGUUAAGGGAAGAUAGGAGGACCCUCUUUGUUCCGGAUGGCGGGCUUCCAGAGCGUCAUAUACACACCCCCCAAAUGUGUGUAAACCUACCCCAAAAAACUGGUUAUGUUGGGCAAGUUACGUGUGUUAUGGAGGGAGGGUUUAGGUCGUGACGCAACACUCACAUACAUAUCUCUCUCGACCCUCUGAAUGGGCCUAUAGGCUUAAAAAAUAUUCGGUUGUCCCACAUGACCGGAUUUCCUUUCAAAUAUUUUGAUAGGCAAAUUCUGAUGGGAAGUGAGAAAACGCGUUGGCCUGUAAAUGAAUUCAAUCAAACAAGAUGCGGAAGGACAAUGUGUGUGAGAUGGCCUUAUAUAUCGGACAAUGUGUGCGCACAUUGGGAAGGGUGCGCCUCCUCAACCAUCUGCCACCACCGUCUAAUAGAGGGUGGGGGAGAUCGCGUUUCUGGGUCGUGAUCCACUCGAACCGUUUUGGGUCGAAUUUCUUUUUACUAUACGCCGCGAGUUGUGUGUUUGUGUGUUUUUCUACGAUUUUGUUUGGAAUCAUUUCUCAAGGGUUGAGUCGUUUUCAUGUGUCAACUCAUUAACAACAAAGUUCACUUUCUCGAAUUCUCGAAAUGCAAUGAAAUGUUAUAUAGGUGGCGGGUUUUUUGGAGGGAUCAAGAAACUCUCUCUCGCGCUCUGCGCGCGUGGUCCUUUGUGUUGGGAGGCUCUUCUUUGCGCCCGAGGGCGGACCUGACUUUUCACGUGCUUCUUUUUCCCGAACGAAACAAGAAGAAAAACUCUCUAUCGUUCGCUGAUGGAAAUACAAACCAGGAAAGAAGGGCUCACGAACAACGGAUUUUUUCCUUUUUCAAUAAUUUUUCAACACACAGGAGGAAACUGAGCUCUGCCAUUGGUUGGCACGGACACGUCACCUGAAACGCCAUCAGCGCCUCUAUCGGUCGUGGCCUUCCCUUCCAACACCCCAUUCCCUGAUCUCCGGGAAAAUAAUAACAACGCAAUUUCUUCAUGUUGCAAAAUUGUUGCCAUGGUCCGAAAACUUUCCGUGCCAUUUAUUUUUUGACAAGCCGAGUUUCUAUAUGGCUUUCUAUUUUAGAAACGUGUCGCCAAUUUUUCGGGGGAGUAACGAAUUGUUAAUCCUUUUCUCUUUUUUUUGCUCGGUUGGGUAGCCGGUUGCUAGAUGGCCGUGAAAUUAGUCAGGAAUCUUUUUCUGGUGUAGAAAUCUACUUGACGUAUUUUGCAAAGUAUACGUCGAUAUCGAUGUUGCUCAAUGAAACGGAAAUGGAAAAAAAAGUACGCGAUUAGCCUAAUUGAAUUGCCAAAGAAUCGUCGGUCGAUCCGGCAGUCCCUACCAGCGUAGUAACUACACACAACAAAGGCCUUGAGAAAUCGAUAGAAAGAUGGCGCUGGCUUCGCUAGACGACACACAGAGGAGAAGGGGGGAGAUCCCGUUGGUUAGAGAAAGGGAGGGGUGCGUUUGUGUCUUGUAUCCGAGCGGAACGUCAACAGUCGGAGCUGGUUCGUUCUAGAGGAAGGAGCUCUCCUCGUUAUUAUAUUUAAAAACAUUUUUUAAUUCUUCUCAUUUUUCAACCCAAACAAAAAAAUUUUCCUGUCCCAUUUAUUCGAAACGAAAUUAGAAAACCAACGGGGACUUCCUCUGAUUUUUGUUGGUUGAAAUUCGAAACUUUUUUCUUUUGGGAACUCUGCACGUGCCUACGUGUGUGUGUGUGAGUGUGUGUGUGUAUGUAUGUAUGUGUGUGUGUGAAAAAUCCUGCUGAAUCGGUCCUCCCAGCAGCUCCCGACUUGGCUCGUCUCUCACAUCCUGUCCACAAAAACCAGCCAUAUUGAAGGAAAGAUAAAACAACUACAAAGUGGGGCGAGAAAACCGAAAAAGAAAUCGAGAGCUUUAUACAUGUAUGCUUGAUUUAGCUGCUGUACUAUCGAUUUGAGAAGGUUUCCUUUGUGCUAAAUAAGAACAGGAAAGUUGUUGUGUGUUUUUAUUGUGUGUGGAGUUUAGCCCGUCAUGAGCAUCGACGCGCUACUUCAAGCUGCCGAGUACCUGGAACGAAGGGAAAGAGAAGCUGAGCAUGGCUACGCUUCGUCGUUGCCCAUGCCCAUUGAAGAUUACGGGAGUAGCCCGACACCGUCCGGUUCUUCUUCGUCUUCCGCGACGACUUCUUCUACGACUCGACCCAUCAAAAUCAAGAAAAAUCAAGGAAGCCGGUCGACACACAACGAGUUGGAGAAGAACAGGCGAGCUCAGCUGAGAACUUGUUUGGAGAAACUGAAAGAUUUGGUCCCAUUAGGACCCGAAUCGGCCCGCCAUACCACGUUGGGACUGUUGACACGCGCCAAACAUUUCAUCAAGACGCUGGAAGAGCGAGACCGACGUCACCUGCAGCACAAGGAGCAGCUGAAUCGGGAGCAACGUUUCCUGCGGCGGAAGAUGGAGCAGCUGUCGCAGCAAUUUGAACAGUUGUCUUCUUCCAGCCCUGCAAAUUCGGCUGGCAAUAACAUGAAUAAACGGAGGGGCAAUUCGCUAUCCGAGUGCUCCAUUUCGACCACCAUUUCAUCGGCUUCGUCACUGACCUCAUCCGUCUCCUCCGAAACCGGUAUUGCUGCCUACUACGAUGAAGUUGACGUGAUUGGUUAUGGCAGUCACGGCAGUGAUCUGGACGAUCAAUUGAGCGUUCAAUCGGCUUCUAGCGAUUCGGGCAUCGGACUGGGAAACGUGGCCAGUAUCGGCCACUUUCCCCAUCUCUCCAUCACCGACAGCGUUUGAAUGGCGAGGAACCCAUAAAAAUAACAAAAGCGUAACUAAGAAAACAGCAAAACAUAUAUUUUCAUCUCCUUCUUUUCUCUCUCUCUCUCUCUUGUAAGCCACAUAUAGCUAACGUCCACCACCUCCAGCACUGAAAUAACUGCCAUUUCUUUUAUAUCAAAUUAGGAGAGAGAAGAAGAAAAAAAAUCAGGUUUAGGAUCGAGUUUUGUUGUUGGCCUCUAUACGCAGGAAGAAAAAAAAAAACACCGAAAAAUCCGACAGGUUAAAAAACCCAACACAAAACGGCCGUGUCGAUUUUUUCACUUUUUUGAAAUUUUUAUUUUGAAAACUAUUUUUUCCCUUAUCAUAUAUUUUUUUUUUCUUGAGAUUCUUUUGGGCUGACUGGUGAAAGACAGGAAAUGGAUGAUGUCCUAUUGACAAGACGGAAAUGCUUGUUUUUGUGGACUUUGGUUUGUUUGGGGGGUUGGUUCUUUUUUUUAAUAUUUUGGGUGAGUGGGCUUUUUUUUAGGGCAACCACGCCAUCAAAAAAUUAAAAGCAGGUCUGUCAUUUGAUUGCGUGAAUUAAAAAUAGGAAACGAAAAAAAAAAGAGAAAGGGUGAAAUUAAGAAAUAUUUUCCUCGAACCGGAAAAUGCACGUAAAUUUUAUUUUUAUUAUUAUUUUUUUUGUGCGUGGGGGAGGACUGCGAAACCUUAAAAAUCGAGCACGAGUUGUAGCGAUCUCGCUGUAUAAUAAUCCUGAACAGUAUUUUUUUUAUUAUUAUUAAUUUUUUCCCCCUUUAAAGAAAAAUAAUAAUUUUUUUCGUAUGAAAUUAAAUUGUUCAGGGCAGCCACAGCAUUUUACAAAUUAGAUUGUUUAUAUAUUUUUUAAGGUAUUUUCUAGUAUCGUUACCAAGUACAAGUCAGUACCAACACACAAGUCGCUCCCCCUCCCACGUUUUUUUGUAAUUAACAUUAUAUUUCAAAGCAAAAAUCCCACCUAAAGUUUGUCAACAAUUUUCGUUUCUAUUUACCCCCUUUUCUUUUGUUGGGAAUUGUGUGGUUUCCUUUCCCCGUCCUCCAUAUCCCCCUUCCCCGAAACGUCCAUCUUUUUCCAAUUGUUGGGGUGGGUCAUUUGGGACUACAUAAUUAUUCAAUAAUUUUUUUUUUUCUAAAUCAACAAAAUUUAAUGAGGUUGAUGCAAACCCGUGAUGUGCGAACCUGGUGAGCAGACAAUAUUUUUUUAAUUAUUAUUUUUUUUCCCCAAUUCGAUCAGAAACCCCUGAAAAAAAUUAAUAUUAUUUUCUUUACAAAGGUACUGGGAACUUAAGUAAAACAAAAAGACGAUGAAAUUAGAUGUAUUGUUGAGAGAAAUUCUUCCAAGUUAGAGAGAGGUGUGUCCUGUUAAUACCCCUCGUCGACAAAAGAAAAAUGUUCCAGAUCUUUAAAUGAAUUAAUCUGUUUUAAUUUUUCUCUCUCUCUCUCCCCUAAUUUUUCAAGCAAUUGAAAUUCACGAGAGGGAAAACGUAACCAAUGGACAAAGCCAGUGAAUAAGUUGAGCCGCUAAUAUUCAUGCAGAGAAAAAAAAGACAAAAUUAGAAGUAGAGAAAAAAACGAAUAUUUGAAAAAUCCCGCAGUAUCGGGAGCAAAAAUCCUUCAAAAAAAAUCCGUAAUCAAGGUCCUAACCUUGUUGAAUGUGUACAGAGUGCGUAUUUGGAGAAAUGAUCGUUAAUUAAAAAAAUAAUAAUUCCCCCCCCCCUCUUAUUUUUGUUUUGUUGUCAAUGCGCUCGAGACCCAGGCGGAUAAAGAAGGAAGAGAGAUGGGAAACUAAAAUUGAGUUAAUAGCAUCAAGUACAUUAUCAAAACUGUAUUCGAUUUCUUAUUAGGCCAUUUUAGAAAGAAGACUAUAUAAUCCCUCCUCUUGUCGUUCACACACUUCCUUUCUCUUCCUCCACACUUGUUUAUAUAAUUCUGCAAAGGAAAAAUUAACUUUUAUUCGACUAUUUACCACUUGGAAAAACCAACAAAAGAGACAAAAAAAAAAUAAGAGAAAAUUCCUCCGUUCAAACUUUCAUCUUUUUGUGGCUUUUCCCCUUUCUCUCUCACCUUUUUCAUUCGAUCAACAUCUUUUCACCCCGCAGCAAUAGCUCGAUGAUGUACAUUGAAUUUUGUUUAUUUUGUUUAUUAUCAUCAGUUUGCGUUGAAAAUUCAUUUGAUCAAAUUACAAAAAAGAAAAAAAGAGAGAGACUGGAAUUUAAAAAGAGAAGAAUUUUCGGCGAUUAUUGAUGCAAAACAACACACACACACAAAAACAAAACAUCCAUUGUUGUGAUUGGGAAUUAAUAAUAACAAGAGAUAAAACUUUAAAAAAAAAUAAAAUAAAAUGUCGUGAUGUCGUCGUGUAUGAUGGAAGUAAAUUGUCUGUUUCGGGCUGUGAGCCUUGUCUGUGUAUGUGAGUUUGUGUGUGUAUAUCAAUAUGGGAGGGAGAUAGAUCAAGGAUGGGGGGAACAAAUCAAUUUAAUUUAAUAUAUUUUUCAUUGCGUGUUUUUUUUUUUUUUUCAAAUGGAGAAAAUAAUAAAGUCGUCUCGUCACAGUACUCAUCUCAAAACAAAACAAAAAAUUGUGAAAACCUUUUGUUGGAGGUUAAUGUUCACCUUUUUUUAAAAAAUCUCUGCCUCUCUUAAUUUAAUCCAUGCAUUAAGUUCAAAAUUUACCAACAAAAGAUAAUAAUAAUUAAACUAAUAAUAAUAAUGGAUAUACGUGUAAAAUUCCUUGAAAUUUCUUUAUUAUGUGUGUGUGUGUGUGUGUAAUCAUCCCCCUCCCAUCAUAAUUGAAUUUUUUUUCUGUUUUUGUUUCCUUUUUUUUAAAUCUCUCAAUACAUUUAUUGUCCCAUGUUGCA
Daphnia pulicaria is the source of this 6142-nucleotide messenger RNA. Its product is annotated as max dimerization protein 1-like. Gene Ontology annotation, biological process: regulation of transcription by RNA polymerase II. Bases 2509 to 3267 code for a protein of 252 amino acids. NCBI's taxonomy places the organism in Eukaryota, Metazoa, Arthropoda, Branchiopoda, Diplostraca, Daphniidae. The record is from RefSeq and is a predicted model, not a curated record. The transcript has 6 exons. Gene Ontology annotation, molecular function: DNA-binding transcription factor activity, RNA polymerase II-specific; RNA polymerase II cis-regulatory region sequence-specific DNA binding; protein dimerization activity.